This is a messenger RNA of Heterostelium album PN500, 801 nucleotides long. Its product is annotated as tetratricopeptide repeat protein. NCBI's taxonomy places the organism in Eukaryota, Evosea, Eumycetozoa, Acytosteliales, Acytosteliaceae. The transcript has a single exon. The record is from RefSeq and is a predicted model, not a curated record. Bases 1 to 801 code for a protein of 266 amino acids. Gene Ontology annotation, molecular function: protein binding.
AUGGAAAAUAAACAACAGAUAUAUCUGAAUGCAAUAGGUAUCAAUGCAAAUGAUACAGAUGCACUCUACGAACUUGCAAUGACACUCGAUAUUGACUCCAACAAUGAUCAAAAGACAAUCUUAAUGCCAUCGGGUGAAUCAAUGAACAAAGAACAACUCUUGUUGAAAAUCAUUGAUAUCAACCCAAAUCAUUCAAAAGCUUAUCAUAAGUUAUCUGUCGCUCUUAAUGAUGAACAUUCAUCUAUCAUUCUUCCAUCAGGCCAAUCAAUGACCGAAAAACAACUACUCUUGAAAUCAAUAGAGUGUAAUCCAUAUAAUUUUGGUGCAUAUUCUAACCUUGCCACUACACUUUCAGAGGGUGAAUCGAUCACACUUAACAAUGGACAAUCAAUGACACAACAACAACUAUACUUAAAGGUAAUAGAAUGUGAUCCAACCAUUUCAAACCCAUAUUAUAACCUUGCAAUUACACUUUCGAGAGGAGAAUCAAUUACACUUAAUAAUGGACAGACCAUGACAGAAAAGCAACUAUUUGCCAAAGCAAUAGAGUGUGGACCAAAUAUUCCACAUUUAUAUGUUAACUUUGCAGAAACACUGUAUGUAAAUGAAACAUUCACCCUCCACAAUGGUGUGACAAUGACAAAGCAACAACUAUUAUUGGAAGCAAACAAGUUGGAUAAUACACAAUCCUGGGUUUACAAAGACAUUGGAUUAACUCUUUUGAACAACAAACAAACCAUCACACUUCCCAAUGGUGAACAAUUAACAAGGAGACAACUCCUUCAAAAAGCAAGAGAAUAA